AAACCUCUCUCUUCCCUCUCACUCUUCCCUCUCACUCUUCCGUAUCUUUUCGGCUUCUACUUUCACUUAUAUUUUCUUUAUUCUUUCUUAAAAUGAUCAAAAUCCAAUUUUUUUCUUAUAUUGGAAGAGGGACCAUGUCUAUGAUUGAUUAAUUUAUGGUUCUUGUCAAUAAAUUUCGAUUCUCUGCAAGUUCAAUCAGGUUUUUUGUUUUUGAAUUUAUUAAAACGGAUUAUAUAAAUAAAUCGAUUGCAUAAAAUUGUACUUACUUGGUGAAUAUGAAUUAUACAGCUUUGUGAGGAUCUUAAUUAGUUGUACGAUUGGAAUCUGUUUAAUCUGAUUGAAUUUUUAAUUUGUUUGGAGAUAAAGACGAUGUUGCCAAAAACUGAAUCUCGGAAGAAGAUAGGUGAGAGUACAAAUAGUUUGAAGUUGUUAAAUGACAUUGAAGCUAUAAGCAAAGCUCUUUAUUUAGAGGAAAAAUCUGUAAAAAGUUUGAGUUCUACUGCCAAUACCCGGUCCAAAUCGGCCGGGAAAGCCCCUUUGCUUGAUGCCAAAGGGAAGUUGAAAGACAGUACUGAAGAUCCAAUUAUAAAGAACAAGAAGUCCAUUUGGAACUGGAAGCUCUUAAAGGCCUUCUCUAGUAUUAAAAAUCGUAGGUUUAGUUGUUGUUUCUCUCUCGAAGUCCAUUCUAUUGAAGGUUUGCCACAGACUUUUAAUGAUGUUAGUCUUCUUGUGCACUGGAAGAGGCGGGAUGGGAGUUUGGAGACCCGUCCAACUAAGGUUCUUGAUGGAACAGUUAAAUUUGAAGAGAUUCUGACACACACUUGCUCAGUUUAUGGCAGUAGGAAUGCCCAUCAUUCAGCGAAGUAUGAGGCAAAGCACUUUUUGCUUUAUGCUUCUGUGUUUGGAAAACCAGAACUAGAUCUAGGGAAGCAUCGGGUUGACCUCACAAGGUUGCUUCCUCUUACAUUGGAAGAAUUGGGGGAUGAGAAGAGCACCGGGAAGUGGACUACUAGUUUCAAGUUAUCAGGGAGGGCUAAAGGUGCUGCGAUGAAUGUUAGUUUUGGAUAUACUCUUAUUGGGGAUAACACAAUUCCUAAUGGAAAUAAUAGGAGUGUUCCUGAGGUGGUGAAUGUGAAGUGGAAUGACUUGGGUAUGAUCAAGCCUAUUACUAAAUUUGGUACAAUGCAGCAGAUUGAAAGCAUUCCCGGUAAAGUUAAUCAACUGUCUCAUUCCUCAACUCACUCCAUGGAGGACAUCAAAGAUCUGCACAAAGUUUUGCCAACAUCAAGGUCGGAGCUUGCCAGUUCGGUACAGAUGCUGUGUAAAAAAUUUGAUGGAGAAAAUUUUGAUACAUCAAUUGAUCAUAAACCUGAACUUGAUCCAGUUGCUGAGCAUCAUCUUGAGCCUAUCAAACCACAAUCAUUUCCCAUGUCUGUCUCUGGAAGAGAAAAUGUUGAUAAUGAGUAUGAAGACAAUGAGUUCUCUGUAAUUGAACAAGGGAUAGAAUUGUCAUCAGAGGAACAUAAUGAAGAAAAGUUGGAUUCAUCAAUUGAUCAUAAACCUGAACUUGAUCUGGCUGCUGAGCAUCAUCUUGAGCCUAUCAAACUACACUCAUUUCCCAUGUCUGUCUCUGGAAGAGAAAAUGUCGAUAAUGAAUGUGAAGACAAUGAGUUCUCUAUAAUUGAACAAGGGAUAGAAUUGCCAUCAAAGGAACAUACAAAAUCUCUGGAAUAUACUGUGGAAACUACUUCUUUUCCUACCUUAAAAAGUUCUGAAGUUGAAGUUGAUACCUCGGCAACAGCUUUUAAAAAGGGAGAACUUUCCCAGGAUGGGAACCAUGUCAGUGACAUAAAUAAGAUUGUGGGAUCUUAUUGCAGUUCCAAAGAUGAUGACAUAUACUCCAAAGAAUCAUUGAUGAAAGACUUGGAAUCAGCUUUGAGCAGUGUGUCUAAUUUGGUGUUAGAAGCUGCAGAUUCUCCUGAAUGGCCAGAGAGUCACAUGGAAAUUAAUAGUGAUCAUAAAGUAAUUGGGAUGGGGAGAUCACAUAGCUUGGAUGAUGUUACUGCAUCUGUGGCAACUGAAUUCUUGGAUAUGCUGGGGAUUGAGCAUAGUCCAUUUGGCUUGAGUUCUGAGAGUGAGCCAGAGUCUCCAAGAGAGCGCUUGUUAAGGCAACUUGAGAAAGAUGCUCUAGCUGGUGGUCGUUCUUUAUUUGAUUUUGGUAUAGCUAAUGAGGACCAAACAGAAUUUGUUUAUGAUGCUCCAUCUGUAUAUGAGAGUGGAAAUUUUUCUGAGGAUUUUGAGCCUCCAUCUGCAGUUCAAGCUGCUGAGGGGGAGCCUUGGAUGUCAACUCAGGAUAUAAAGAGCAAAAUGAAGGCCAUGAUGUUGGAAGAUUUGGAAACAGAAGCCUUAAUGCGUGAGUGGGGGCUGAGUGAAAAGGCUUUUCAAAGUUCUCCAACUGAAAGCUCUAGUGUGGUUGGGAGUCCUUGUGAUUUGCCUCUGGAAGAGCCAUUUCAAUUGCCUCCGCUUGGAGAAGGAAUGGGCCCAUAUCUUCAGACAAAGAAUGGAGGAUUUUUGAGGUCUAUGAGUCCAUCACUUUUCAGCAAUGCCAAAGGUGGCAGGAGCUUGAUCAUGCAGGUCUCAAGUCCCAUUGUGGUACCUGCAGAUAUAGGUUCUAGUGUAAUGGAGAUACUGCAGCGACUGGCAUCUGUUGGAAUUGAAAAGCUCUCAAUGCAGAUGAAUAAACUAAUACCUUUGGAAGAUAUAACUGGGAAAACAAUGCAGCAAGUGGCAUGGGAAUCUGCAACAACUCUAGAGGGACUUGAGAGCCAGCACAUAUUGCAACAUGAUACAGAGGCUCAACAAGACUUUUCAGAUGUGCAGAAGACAAUGAGUGGAAGAUCAUCUGGAUACAAGUCUAGUAAGCUUAGUUCAAAUUCAACUGGCAAUGAAAUUUGUUCAGAAUAUGUAUCCUUAGAAGAUCUUGCUCCUUUGGCUAUGGAUAAGAUUGAAGCACUUUCAAUGGAGGGGUUGAGAAUACAAUCUGGCAUGUCUGAUGAAGAUGCACCUUCAAACAUUAGUGCAGGUUCUAUUGGGGAAAUUUCAGCCCUUCAGGGCAAGGGGUUCCAUAUGACUGCAUCACUUGGUUUGGAAGGAACUGGUGGAUUGCCAUUGUUGGAUAUAAAAGACAGUUGUGAAGAAGUAGAUGGGUUAAUGGGUCUUUCACUAACUCUUGAUGAAUGGAUGAGGUUGGACUCUGGCGAAAUCUAUGAUGAAGACCAAAUCAGUGAGCAUACUUCAAAAAUACUUACUGCCCAUCAUGCUACAUCCUUGGACUUGAUUCAUGGAUGGUCAAAGGGGGAGAGAAGGCACAGGAACGGAUCUGGGAGAAAGUAUGGUUUGUUGGGAAAUAAUUUCACAGCAGCACUGAUGGUGCAACUUCAUGAUCCUCUGAGAAAUUAUGAACUGGUUGGUGCACCAAUGCUUUCUCUUAUUCAGGUGGAGAGAGUUUUUGUCCCACCAAAGCCAAAAAUAUAUUGCAUGGUUCCAGAGUUGAGGAAUAACAGUGAAGACUAUGAUGAAUCUGAGUCAACAGGAAAGGAGGCAAAAGAGACAAAAGAAGAAAAAGCUGCUGAAGAGGAAGGCAUUCCACAUUUUCGAAUCACUGAAGUCCAUGUUGCAGGUCUGAAGACAGAGCCUGAAAAGAAGAAGCUUUGGGGCACCAAAACCCAACAACAAUCAGGGUCUCGCUGGCUGCUUGCUAAUGGAAUGGGAAAGAACAAUAACCAUCCAUUUAUGAAGUCAAAGACUUUUUCAAAAUCUUCAGCCCCUCUGACAACAAAGGUGCAGCCCAGUGAUACUUUAUGGAGCACCUCAUCUUGUAGUCAUGGUACUGGGGAUAAAUGGAAGGAAUUGGCAGCAGCCAAUGCGCAUAUUCGGAACCCUAAUAUUAUUUUUACAAAUGAAACUACUAGGUUGCAGUGACUUGCACAUGCAUUUAAGUGUCACUGGAAUCAUUGGAAUCUGUAUGAAACAGUUUUAACCUGUUUCAUGAAGAUGGUUCCAUGCAGAUUGUAGAGUUGCUGAAAUGCAUGAUUAUACCUUACGGUCAUUCAUGAGAUGGAGUUGUUAACACAAUGCACUCAGUAGACAAGAUGAGUUCUGCUUGUAGUGUUUUUCUUGUAUUUACUUGAGAAAGAUAACCGAUAUUUUGUCCAUGCAAUACAAGGUAAAAUACCAAUGGUUUUGGUGCA
This is a messenger RNA of Mangifera indica (mango), 4250 nucleotides long. Its product is annotated as protein PLASTID MOVEMENT IMPAIRED 1-RELATED 1-like. Lineage: Eukaryota; Viridiplantae; Streptophyta; Magnoliopsida; Sapindales; Anacardiaceae. The record is from RefSeq and is a predicted model, not a curated record.